Messenger RNA from Physeter macrocephalus (sperm whale), 1109 nucleotides. RefSeq names its product proline rich 15 like (gene PRR15L). The record is from RefSeq and is a predicted model, not a curated record. Lineage: Eukaryota; Metazoa; Chordata; Mammalia; Artiodactyla; Physeteridae. The transcript has a single exon. The coding region runs from base 1 to 303 and encodes 100 amino acids.
AUGACCGAAGUUGGUUGGUGGAAGCUGACCUUCCUCCGGAAAAAGAAAUCCACUCCCAAGGUGCUGUAUGAGAUCCCUGACACCUACACCCAAACUGAGGGCGGCGCAGAGCCCCCAAGGCCUGACGGCGGGGGCCCCAACAGCAACUUUAACACCCGCCUGGAGAAGAUUGUGGACAAGAACACGAAGGGCAAGCACGUCAAAGUCUCCAAUUCGGGCCGCUUCAAGGAGAAGAAAAAAGUCCGAGCCACGCUGGCAGAGAACCCCAACCUCUUUGAUGACAGGGAGGGCAAAGGACAGUGAAGGGGGCCAAGGAGGAUGCUAGCACCUCCCCACUCCCUGCCAUCAGCCGGAUCUGAGACGGGAGCUCACCACGCUGGCCUCUUUGGCCACAGCUGAAGCCUCGGGGGCAGUUGAUGCCUGCUGGCAGGAAAUGUCUGUUUUUAGGUUUGUAUUUAUGUGCUCCAGCUUUCUGGAAGGCCUGAGAGAUCCCAGGUCCUCCCGCCCUCCCCCACCACACACAAAGGCACUCCAGUUCAAGGAUGAAAAGUCCCACUCAGGAAGGACAGCCCUCCUCGAAGAGGUGGAAGCACCAGCAGGGAGGUGGGCGUGGAAGGAAUGGAACAGGGGAGCUGGACAGACCUCACCCCCUCCUGGGGCACAGGGUCAAGGGUGAGUUUGAACUGCUGCUCCCUCUACUUUCUCUACCUGUGAUUAUUCUCUGGAUCGAUUCUGAGAGUGCAUUUUCCAGAAGCCACGUGAUGCGGGGUGGCUUCCUGGAGCUGAGGCGCAGAUGCUGAACUUGAGCUCACCUCCUAACUCAGGUGGGAAACUUCCUGGAACUUUGCCCCCAGGUGUGCAGGGGGAGGGCAACCCUAGCACUCCCUAGGGGGUGCUGCAGAAGGCCAGAUUAGGGACCCCAUGGGUUCCUGCACAUACCCUCAAAGGAAAGCUACACUGCCCCGCGGGUCCAAACUCAGAAAUGGGGUGGGAGGCUCUGACAGGAGCCCUCCUCCCCCUACUAGUAUUUAAGAUGGAUCAGCCUCAGAGAUGAGUCCUGCAGCCUUGAAUUUUGUUUAAAAAAAUCAUUGUAGGUUUCUCUUUUUGUA